Messenger RNA from Mya arenaria, 2359 nucleotides. RefSeq lists its product as uncharacterized. Bases 349 to 2340 code for a protein of 663 amino acids. NCBI's taxonomy places the organism in Eukaryota, Metazoa, Mollusca, Bivalvia, Myida, Myidae. The record is from RefSeq and is a predicted model, not a curated record. Gene Ontology annotation, molecular function: protein kinase activity. Gene Ontology annotation, biological process: protein phosphorylation. The transcript has 13 exons.
CAGUACGGACAUUUGUGAACGGUUAACCGGGCAUAUCUUGACGGGUACAAUGAAUCACCAUGGAUGAGCAUCUAGCAUUCAACGGAAAAGCUGGGAAGCUCGACGAACGAGUAUUUUCAAAGCUGAAAUUACUAUGCCGGCCUGUCAAAGCAACAAAUGACAACGCACAACAGGGAAAUGAAACAACGCUUGUUUCACGAGAUGAUGUCCCUUUGUACGACACACGUCUUGUUAUACGUACGGUUGAAAAAGCUUGGGCGGGUGAUCUCUCUGAGGAAGAAAUUGAGAAUAACCUUGAACAGAUAGUUCUACAUUACGCAAUUGUUCCCCAAGUGGCCUACUACAGAAAUGAACAGACUGUUAACUUCGUCGCACCAUACUUCGGAAGAGGGACCUUGGAUACAGUUAUACAGAAAGAAAGAGAAACGGAAAAAACCGCAAACGUUACAAUGGAAGAAUAUGUUACGAAUACUUUACCAAAUAUGCCGGGCCAUUGAAUAUCUUCAUCAGCCACCAAAAUGUGAAAGAAAACCUGUUUCCCACGGCAACAUUUGCAUGCAAAACGUUCUAUUGGAUGAGCAGAAUAAUGCCCGAUUGUUAUUUUUAUCACCCAAAUCGGUCGAAGGAGGUGUUGAGGAGGAACAGUUUCAAAAGGACAAAAACAAAGAUGUUCAAGCCUUCAAAGAAAUGGCACAGGAAGCCCUUCAACAAAAUAGGAAGAAAGCCGCAUCAGAUGUUCUUGCACAUAUACAAAGGGCUGAUACGAUGACAGACAUAAAAAAAGAAUUGCAGUCGGGUCUUAGAGGAGAGGAUAUCAACUGGUGGACACCAUCGCAAGACGAUGGAAAAAAGGAGGAAAAGUGUGAGAUUUGCUGCGUAAACAAGCCUGAGAAGACUUUCGCCAAGCUAACACAUGAUCGAUUCUGUGUUUCCAAAAUACAUAUAUGCGUUGGUUGUUUGUGGAACUGGCGAUACAAUCCAGUCAAGUGCCACUCGUGUGAUGAAGACAAAAUACGGUCCCCAGUCGGUGAUCGCUGGGGUGCCAUUUUCAUAGCGGGCACAGAUAAGAAGGAGGACAUAACAAAACGUUUUGAAGACGAUAUAGAAAAGCUGAAAGAUAGAGUCAUUACAAAAGCAAUUUUGAUGGGUGUAAAGGACAAUGUAGUCACAGUGAAGAAAUCUACUACAACGUACGGUGAACAAUUGGAGAAAGCGUUCAGCAAGAUUGAUACUCCAGAGAUCACCACCAUCGUAUUAGUUUAUUCGGGUCAUCAUGGGGAUAAAGGAUUUCAAUUAGACGCCCAUACGCUGAAAGACAGUGAGCUUGAACAGAAAUUCAAUUGUCUUAAACAUGUGACAAAAGUAAUUGUAUUUCUAGAUUGCUGUCAUCCAAAGAUGCUUAAUCUGGGCAAAAAAGCGGUAUUACAGUUUAAUGCCGUAACAAGCAAACAAAAAGCUAUCUGUGGCCCAACAGGUAGCCAGUUUGUAAAUGACAUUGUCAAAGUAUUGACAAAUCCAUGGGAAUGUAAGUGUUGCAAAAAUACACCUUUAAUAAGAGAUUAUGACAUGCACAAGUAUUUCAACACCCACCCUUACAAUUCGUCGAUAGAACCGUCACAACUUUCAAACACAGAUGGAGAUCAUGACCACAUUCUUACCUUUAGACUGGUUGACCCUGGAUGGCUGAAAGCGUUGGAGGAAUCAUUAGACAUCAGCCCAUUGCAAAAUUUGAGAAAAGAGCUAUUUAAACUAUACAACAACAUUGCAAGCACAUUGUCUGUUCGGCUUGACAUCGAUGAGGCACUUGAGAAAAUAUAUGUAAGUCCUAAACUUACUCUAAAAGAAAAUGGCAAAGGCGAAGGGGGCGAUAUAGCUGAAUUGAAUGACAUUUUUCAAAUCAAAGAGGGCACAAUGGCUAAAACAGUAUUUGUUGAAGGUGAGCCCGGGUCGGGAAAGUCUUCCCUAUGUAAGAAGAUCGUUCAUGAUUGGUGUGAAACCAAACAAGAAGGACAGACAAUCUAUUCUCGGACAAGCACUAAAGGGAACGAAAUAUCAAGUCAAUUUGAAUUUGUGUUUUACAUAAUUCUCCGCGAGGCAAAGAAAGAAUGCUACGUAAAGAAAAUGAUAUUAAAAAACAUCAUAGAGAGGAUCGGCAUAGACAAAAGAAGCGGAGAAGAAUUGCUUGGAGAAAUCUUGAAAUCCAACACCUGUCUGCUUGUCCUUGAUGGUCUAGACGAAUGGCAGCACCCUGAAGGAUGCCAUUUUGAUGAAAGAAUUCCCCAUGUUGAAACAAGAAAACUGCACCAUUUGUAUUACUACAAGGCCAUACAAACUCGCUGAGAUGAAAGUAAGCCGCUUU